AGACUGGGUCGACAAGAUCACCUUCGCUGCUCACAGACAGCCGAUCUGGACGUGGACCAUGGUAUCGCUCUAUCAGUCCCAAAUUUGGUUAUGCCCAGCAUGGACUCAGCUGCAAGUGCUCCCGCGGAACAAAAGGCCCCGCCAUCCACUCGACCUCCCUCAAGGCUUGAGCUUCGCCCGAAAGUCUUGACAAGUAUCAGCGAACGCAAGGAGUAAUCAUGCACGCGCGUCGGAGCGACGUGAUGAUGUCAGUCUCCUGCGGCUCCCUCAAGUACCACCCAACCGCCGUGGCCUCCUGCAAUUAGCAUCCUCAUAUCACCCCAUCGCAAUGUACGCACGAUCCUCUACAGAGUACCCUCGCAGGAUGUCCGCGGGCGCUUAUGCUGCUGCACCGCGUCCCGGAGGCUUCGUCCCGCACGGAGGCAUAUCCUCCCCAUACGGCUCUGUCCCCCGCCCGGGCGAUCUACCUCCCUCCUCAGUCGGCUCCUCCAUCGCACCCGGCACCCCUCGCGCAUCCAGCGCACCCGACGCCCUCGACUACCCGAUCAACAUACCGGGCAGCCCCGACACGAGGAUCAACGCGCUGGCGACGCUUCUGGCUGAGGAGCGUACACGGGCGGAUGCUGCCCGGGAGGACGCGUUGAUGCUGAGAGAGGAGGUCAUGGCGCUGAAGGCUGCACUUCGGGACCGUGACAUGGAGAUCGUGGACCUGCGCAGGGAACUUGCGACAGCGUCAUCAGCGGCGCGGGUCUUUGAGGCCCGCGCAAACGAGGCAGAGGCGGGUGCGGCAAGGCUGGCCGAUCGUCUGCCCUUGCGAGAUGUUCCUCCGGGCACCCUUCCUCCGUCGCCGCCCAUGAACGGUAUGCAACGAAAUGGUCCACAACCCAUGCCGUCGAUGACCGCCCCUGGCCCCAUCCCCGCCCCCGCACCGAUACCCGCACCUCUAGUUUCCCCAACACCCCUCCGACCCAUGCGCUCCCUCGACGCCGUAGUUGACACACCCAUUCCCCCACCCGCCGGCCCCGGCCUCGUCGCCACCCCCGCCGCCGGAAACCGAGCCCCCGUCCUCGAGAACGCGCCCGCCCCGCCAGGCCGCAUCCCCACCGCCGUCAUGGACACCCUCCCACCCGGCUUCGUCCCGCACCAGCCCGCAGGCUCAGGUGCAGGCGUGGUCAUCAACAUCCCAUCGCCCGGCUCCUCGCGAUCCUCGACGUCUCCCGUCACGCCCGAUUUCGCGACACCGCUGUCGCCGCUGUCCACGCCGAGCGAGGUGACCUCGGACGAUAUCAUGAUCUACCCGCGCACCACGUCCGCGGCGAUGAACACCGUACCGCUUCCCGGCGUGAAGAACCCCUACGACCCAGGGCUGCCGUCCAUGAUGAGCCAGCUGCGAGUGUAGUACCUACUGGCACUUUAUCCUCAUCGGCAUCCAACGUUGCGUAUUUGAGCAGCAUGUGUAGCAUAUAUAAUUUAUCGUAAACGAAAUGUAUGUAUACUGUAGUGUCAGCCAGAUGUACAGACGUCCCGAGAUCCUCAGAGCCUCCGAUAAAAGAAAAAAGCGUAUGAAGUUCGAGCCUCAUCUACCAUGAAAGCCUUCCAAGCUCGAGCAGCGCACGCAUCACUGACAGACGACAUUGUAGUUCGACUUCGUCUCCGUGCCGAUGGUCAAGUCGAAGUUCAUGUACGUCGAGCGCUCGCCCUCGUCGAGGCAGCCCUCCAUGAAUAGGGCCCCUGGAGUUCGAUGUCAG
Molecule: messenger RNA, 1748 nt
Organism: Schizophyllum commune H4-8
Lineage: Eukaryota; Fungi; Basidiomycota; Agaricomycetes; Agaricales; Schizophyllaceae
Exons: 5
Coding region: 329-1399 (356 amino acids)
Source: RefSeq, a predicted model, not a curated record